Molecule: messenger RNA, 2449 nt
Organism: Tuber aestivum (summer truffle)
Lineage: Eukaryota; Fungi; Ascomycota; Pezizomycetes; Pezizales; Tuberaceae
Source: the annotation of a GenBank genome assembly
AUGGCGCCCUCCGUCAACCCCCCGCCGACAAGGAAGAAGCAGGCCAACAUCGAUCGCGUGCGCAAGAUCCUUCACGGCGUCCAACGCGAGGAUUCCGACGAUGAACUCGGCGACGAGGACCUCCCGUGGGAAUGGAUCCACUCUGGGGAAUCGGGAGCCACCCCCGACCAGGGACGCACCAGGAUUGGCGCCAGGAUGGGGCAGUUCAAUGUCGGCAUUGGGGACUGCGUGCUCAUCAAGGGGGAAGGGCUGCAGGGCGAGGCCUAUGUCGGCAUGAUAUGUGAGUUUGACGAGGAGGGGAGGAUUGAGGAUGGGGACGAGGUUGGCAUGAUGGCGAAUGUCAUGUGGUUUUCCACCGAGUUUGAGGUCAAGAAUAAGGAGAAGAAGAGGACGGAUUAUUUGCCGGUUCGUUUCUCUCCUCUGCUUACAUGCUUUUGCGCGCUGACUUUGGCGAUAGAAUGAGCUUUACCUCAACCCCUCCUAUAAUCUUAUUCCCCUGCCGUCGAUAAACGGCCGAGCAAAGAUUCUUUCCCCUCAGAGGUACAAGGAAGAGUAUCCCAACGGCGUGCAGAAGAGAUCCAAGGAUUAUGGGAAGGUUUUCAUUUGCCGACGGGGAUGCAAUCCUAGGACUGCCACUUAUACCCCCGAGUUUGUCUGGGAGGAGUUUUGGAAGGGGAGGGACACCGAUAUCGCCUCUGUUGGGGAGAUGGUGUACAAUGGGACCAAGGCGGUUAAGCGGAGGGAAAACAAGGCUGUUGGCCAGGGCGCACGGAGGCCCAAGAGGCGCAGAGAGGGUGAUGGGGACGGCGAGGCGGAUCAGGAAUGGGAUCGGGAUACCUUGGACGAGAGUGAAAUUGCGGAGCUGGACGAUGUGGUGGAGGAUGAUCCCAACUUCAGCCGACGGACUAAAGCUCCCCGCACUCCAAGCAAGAAAAAGAGGGCAUCUACUCUCACCACUCCGACCAGACGGACCCCCGGAAGCGCCUCGAAGAAGUACACUACUCCUACACACAAGAGGUUAGACAAUCCGUCGAUUCGCCUGGGUGACUGCUAACACCUCUCCAGAAUAGUGGUGAAGAAACCGCUGCUCUUUACUCCUCUUUCGACUCGUACACUGUCUCCGGGCACCCACUUGUCCACCCCUUACGCACUCGCACGCCACCGGUUGCACGUAUCUACCCUUCCACCCUCUUUGCCUUGUCGCGAGGCUGAGUUUACGGAGGUGUACACUCACCUCUCCGCUGCCAUUGCGGAGGGGACCGGAUCGUGCAUUUACAUCUCCGGAACUCCUGGGACUGGAAAAACCGCUACGGUUCGUGAGGUUAUCUCACAGCUGCAGUACCUGGUGGCCUUGGAGGAAUUGGACGACUUUACCUUUGUUGAGAUCAAUGGAAUGAAGGUCACGGAUCCCCACCAGGCUUAUUCCCUUCUUUGGGAGGCGGUUAAGGGUGACCGUGUAAGCCCCUCGCAAGCCUUGGGAUUGUUGGAGUCGGAGUUCAGCACCCCCAGUCCCCGGAGGGUUCCUUGUGUCGUCUUGAUGGACGAACUUGACCAAUUGGUUACGCGGGGCCAAGGAGUCAUGUACAAUUUCUUCAAUUGGCCCGGGGGACGGUAUUCUAGGCUUAUCGUUUUGGCUGUUGCGAAUACCAUGGACUUGCCCGAGAGAACCUUGAGCAAUAAGAUCUCAUCACGAUUAGGUUGGCGCCCAAACACCCUCAACUAUUGAGAGAUCCAGCUAAGUUGUUCAACAGGUCUUACCCGAAUCACAUUUCCCGGCUACACCCACUCGCAACUAAUGACAAUCAUCCAAUCCCGCCUGGACGGUGUGCCCGGUAACAUUGUGGACCCGGACGCCGUUCAAUUCGCUAGUAGAAAGGUGGCCGCUGUGUCCGGCGACGCCAGAAGAGCCUUGGAUAUAUGCAGGCGCGCGGUCGAGAUUGUCGAAUACUCCUCCAAAGAAGAGGGGGAUGAGCAAGCGCCCCCUUCCCCGUCCAGGCGGAAGAGCGGGGGCGUCUCCUCCCCAUCACGUGGCGGCGGCCUCAGAGCCGGCGGGAGGGUGACCAUUGCCGUUGUCAAACAGGCAAUCCAAGAAGCUACUUCUUCCCCUUUACAAAUGUUCCUGAAGACCACUUGCCUUUCUUCCAAGAUAUUCAUCACGGCCCUUCUACUCCGUAACCGUCGUUCGGGGGUCGGCGAAGGUAUUCUCCGCGAUGUCCUCGAUGAGGCGGAAAGGAUAGUUCGGAUUCAGGGCGUUGCGGAGGAAGAACUAGGCGGCGGACCAAGAGUUGGUGGAAUAGAGGCUGCGGUUAAGGGAUUGGUCGAAUCUGGGGUUCUCGGUGUGGAGAAGCGAGGUGGGGGUGGGGGGAGAGUUAGAUUUUUGAUUGGCGAGGAGGAGGUUAAAGCUGCGCUCAGGGAGGAUCCGGAUGUUGGGGGCGUUGUUGGCAGGUAG